Monascus purpureus is the source of this 2331-nucleotide messenger RNA. Lineage: Eukaryota; Fungi; Ascomycota; Eurotiomycetes; Eurotiales; Aspergillaceae. The record is from the annotation of a GenBank genome assembly.
CGCAUUUCUGCACUGCAAUCCAACUUCGAUCGGAAGACUCCAUCCAGAGAUGGAAGGCGAUAUUAUUGCAGAGCUCAAUGAGCUCUUUUCUACUUCUUCCCCCGAAGGACUGACCGAGGAUGUCCUAAAUGAACUACAAUCCAUACUACGCGUGCACUUGAUUUCUCCUCAAGAACUCUUCUACAAAUGGGAGUCCUACUGCUUAAAAAUGGGCGCGGAGGAAACGAAGUUGGAUCUAGAAACGGUUAGGGCCUUUAAGCGAGAUGUUCAAGAAGCAUUGGAGCGGGAGAGUCGAAGCAGAACCGCGCGACAGACAGAGAAGAGGAGCGCAACAACCGCUACGCCCCGCGUUGCUGCGAAUGCAGACAUGUUUGGGAUGUAAGUCAAAGGUGGAUGGGCAUCUAUGCUCGUUACUGAAUAGAGUUGCAAUCCAGGUUAGAUGAACUAAAUCCCAAUGCCUCUCUUGCUCGAACGCCGAAAGGCGCCAAUGGACUGUCCGCAAAACGCAAAUCUGAUUUUGAGUCGCCUUCCAUCUCGAAAGUGGGCAGGUUGCAAAAGAAUGACUCUCCGACAGGCUUGAAGACAAUGAGAACAGCCAUCAAUGGCAAUUCAACGGACGUUAUACGGCCUGUUCUAUUUUCUGAGCGUGAAAACUCGGGCCAGAUAUUGGAAACUAUAAAUGCUCACUUAUCGACGCCAGAAGCGCCGAUGGCACCCUUCUCAGAGCCUCGAAUCCGACCGACCGCAAAUACAGACCUGAAGAAGUUCGGAUAUAAGCCGAUGGCAAUGCGACUCUCAGAGGCAUCUGAGAUUCUCGAUGACCGAAUUGAUGAGUUCUACACCAUUUUUCAGAAGCAGUACGAGACGGAGGAUAUUGCAUUUGGAAGUGCAGCCACGCAAAGCACCAGUGAGAUCAUCGCAGUUGGACGGAUAGCGUCAGACAGUCUCGAGGGCAAACUAAACCCUGCAUCUCUCGUACUGGAAACAUCAAGACGAACCGGGGCUGGCUUGCGGGUACCACUGAAGGUAGACAAUCUUCCGUCGAUCAGUUUCUUCCCGGGACAGAUCGUUGCCCUGAGGGGCAACAACGCUUCCGGGGAAUAUUUCUCUGUCAAAGAGGUUCUAUCGGUACCUCUCUUGCCUCCCGCAGUGUCAUCGCCGGUCGCGAUUGAAAAUAUCAAUGAGCGACUAGGCGUAGCUGAAGGCAACCCUCCUCUUAACAUCUUUGUCGCUUCCGGCCCUUACACUGCGGACGACAACUUGGAUUUCGAGCCUUUGAAGGAAAUCUGUCGGAAAGCCGCAGAUUGCUACGCCGAUGGCCUUCUAUUAAUGGGUCCGUUCCUAGACAUAGAACACCCCCUUAUCGCAUCCGGGGAUUUUGACCUGCCUGAUGUGAACGGAUACGAUCCUGAUACGGCGACGCUGGCCAUGGUGUUCCGGCAUUGCAUCACAGCACCGUUGCAGAAACUGGCUGCGGCGGUUCCCAGCAUCACAAUCAUACUUGUUCCAUCAGUUCGCGAUGCAGUGAGCAAGCAUGUCUCAUGGCCACAGGAACAGUUACCCAAGAAGGAACUGGGUUUGCCGAAACAGGUCCGCAUGGUUUCCAAUCCGGUAACGUUGUCACUUAAUGAGACGGUUAUUGGAUUCUGCUCGCACGAUGUCUUCUACGAGCUGCGUCGAGAGGAAGUUCUCCGCGGUAAACCUAAGGAUGGCAAUCUCCUAACGCGGCUACCAAAGUACCUAAUUGAACAACGCCAUUUCUCGCCCAUCUUCCCGCCGUCCUCACGCGAACAUCUUCCCCGGCCUGGUACUGACAGCGGACUAGCCACGGGCGCCAUGUUGGAUGUGAGCUACUCGAAACUAGGCGAAUGGUGGAAUGUGCGACCAGACGUGCUCAUUACUCCAAGUAUCCUGCCACCGUUUGUGAAAGUUGUCGAUAGCGUCCUUGUGAUUAAUCCCGGGACUCUAUCGAAACGUCGGGCGGCGGGGACAUAUGCGCAGAUGGGGAUCCAUCCUCAGGAGAUCACUGAAGAAGAGCGGGAACAGAAACAGCUGCACCACAAGCUCUAUGAACGAGCGCGGGUGGACAUUAUCAAGAUCUAGAAUUGUAUAUAUCGCACAUGACGGUUGGCGUUAGGCGUCAGGUUCGAGUAGGGAAAUUGGACAAGACGAAGCUUCGAUGAACAUACGGGUAUCAUAUCAUAUAGUCAUGAAUAAAGACAAAUAACAGACCUGCAACUCAACGGCUUUCUUCCUGCAUCCCCAAACACUACCCGCAAGGCACAGGGGGAGAUGGAUAUAGGAUCACCGUAAACAGAUAGUCCUCUUCCC